This is a messenger RNA of Linum tenue, 2774 nucleotides long. Lineage: Eukaryota; Viridiplantae; Streptophyta; Magnoliopsida; Malpighiales; Linaceae. The record is from the annotation of a GenBank genome assembly.
AGAUGGAAAGUGCUGAUUGGGAGAAACAGGGGGGAAAUACAGAAAAGACGCGGGGGCGGAUUUUGUGAAGAGGCCUAUUCUUUCAAGAUGCACGAGUCCGUUCCAAACUAUACCCAAAAAAAGACAGAAAAUAGGAACACAUAACGAAAUCGAAAUAAAAAGAAUUGAGUUUUGCACAUAACAUUGUGGGAAAACAAGAGAAUUAGCAGUAGCCUCUCUCCCUCCAGGAGAGAAAGUCAGAGGGGGGAAGGAGCAUGGUGAAAACAGUUUAUUUCUGAGGGAAAAAGGAAGAAGAAGAAGGGAAGGGAAGGAAGGGUGGUCUGGGGAAAAGGAAGGAAAGGGUAAUGGGGUUUGACCUGCGCUACUUUGUUAGUUUGAUGUGAGUUGAAUUGAAUUUUUCUCAUUUGAAAUCAGUUUCUGGAUGAAUGGAACGUGAUUUCUUGUAUAGUCAAAAUUGCGGUCUGUGCAUCCCCUUUCAACUUCCUUCGUUUUGAACCUUCCUCCCUUCCUUCCCUUCCUUUUUUUCCCCUCUUAAUAUAAAAAUCCUCAUUAAUCUCACAGAAUCAUCCCAAUUCUGGUCUUCUUCUCUACACAAGUUAGCCUUUUUUAUCUGAUUUUCUUGCAAAGCUUUCAACUUUCCUGGGAAUUCGAAUCGGAAAUGGAAUUUUGAUAGGCAUAUUCCUUCCAUUUCUUGUCCGAUAAGUCUGUAUCUGGAUCUUGGGUCUGCUUGCCAAAUCUGAAUGCUUUAUCCCAAAGAUCACAACUUGAUCAACAAGAUUAAGAUAAACUUUACUGGCCAUAAAACUCUGGUCUUCCUUCAUCCCAUUUCUUCGUCUCUGUUUGACAAAUCGCAUAAGCCCUUUUGACCAAAAGUCAUAUCCAGAUUGUGUUUUUUGUUAGAUCGGAUAGAUGGGCAAUUGUUGUGUAAUCCCGCUUACAAGCCACUCCAAAGAGAAGACGAACAAGAAGAAGAGGAGCCUAUUUGCUGGUAAUUAUGGAAAUGGAGUCCACCAUAAGCUGGUCGUAUUAAAAGAACCAACAGGUCAAGACAUUCAGCAGAAGUAUGUGCUUGGUGGAGAGCUGGGAAGGGGGGAGUUUGGGAUCACAUACCUGUGUACAGACAAGGAAAAUGGAGAAAAGUUUGCCUGCAAAUCAAUCUCCAAGAAGAAGCUCCUGACGGCUGUGGAUAUAGAGGAUGUGAGAAGGGAAGUGGAGAUCAUGAAGCACUUGCCUGUGCAUCCCAACUUUGUCACCUUAAAAGAUACGUACGAGGAUGAUACUGCAGUGCAUUUGGUUAUGGAGCUGUGUGAAGGUGGAGAAUUGUUUGACAGAAUCGUUGCCAGAGGUCAUUACACGGAAAGAGCUGCAGCUGCAGUCACAAAAACCAUUGUCGAGGUCGUUCAGAUGUGUCAUAAACAGGGGGUGAUGCAUAGAGACCUAAAACCUGAAAACUUUUUGUUUGCAAACAAAAAGGAAACUGCACCUUUGAAGACCAUUGAUUUUGGGCUAUCAGUGUUUUUCAAGCCUGGUGAGAGAUUUAAUGAGAUCGUAGGAAGUCCAUAUUACAUGGCUCCUGAAGUGUUGAAAAGGAAUUACGGCCCUGAAAUAGAUGUUUGGAGUGCUGGUGUGAUACUUUACAUUUUACUUUGUGGAGUCCCACCCUUUUGGGCAGAAACUGAACAAGGAGUUGCGCAAGCAAUCAUUCGAUCAAAUUUAAAUUUUAAGAAGGAUCCAUGGCCCAAAGUUUCUGAUAACGCAAAAGACCUUGUGAGAAAGAUGCUGAACCCUGAUCCCAAGAGUCGCCUCACAGCCCAGGAAGUGCUAGAUCAUCCUUGGCUGCAAAAUGCAAAGUCUGCUCCCAAUGUGUCUCUGGGUGAUGCUGUAAAAGCAAGGCUCAAACAGUUCUCUGCAAUGAACAAGCUGAAGAAAAGAGCUCUGAGGGUUGUAGCUGAGCACUUGUCCGUAGAGGAAGCUGCCGGUAUCAAGGAGGGCUUCCAGGUGAUGGAUACCAGCAACAAUGGCAAAAUUAAUAUCGAUGAGCUAAGAAUUGGCUUGCAGAAACUUGGCCAUCAGGUCACUGAGGCUGAUAUUCAGAUUCUAAUGGAAGCUGGUGAUGUUGAUGGCGACGGAUAUCUGGACUAUGGAGAGUUUGUCACCAUUUCAGUCCACCUAAGAAAAAUGGGGAACGAUGAACACCUUCGCAAAGCCUUUGAGUUCUUCGAUCGAAACAAAAAUGGGCACAUAGAAAUUGAAGAGCUGCGAGAAGCUCUGGCAGACGAUAUCGAUGCAAACAGCGAAGAAGUUAUCAGCGCCAUAAUACGAGAUGUCGACACAGACAAGGAUGGUAAAAUAAGCUACGAGGAGUUUGCGGCCAUGAUGAAAGCCGGUACAGAUUGGAGGAAGGCGUCGAGGCAGUACUCGCGAGAACGGUUCACCAACUUGAGCAUGAAACUAAUGAAGGAUGGAUCGUUGCAGGUGACUGGAGUUUGAUGGUGAAACGAUCAUCAUUGCCUACACCUGGGAUUCUUUUCUUUCUUCAUCUUGUUUUGUGUAUUCAUUCUGUGCAUUACAAGCUUUAUAGACUUGCGGGAUGGGUGGGAUCAUAUGCCUUUCUUCAGUAAAAAUUUUGUGGUUCAUGUUUCCUCAUUUCCUCAAGGCAAGGAUUAGCAGGAGAUAAACAAGAGUGAAAGAAAUGGAUGAAAGGGAGGGACUGUUCUGUUCUAUUAAUAUAUUGAGUGUAAAUAUGCUUAUGAAAAUUUGUGCAAAUCUCCUAU